Messenger RNA from Frieseomelitta varia, 2382 nucleotides. RefSeq lists its product as uncharacterized. NCBI's taxonomy places the organism in Eukaryota, Metazoa, Arthropoda, Insecta, Hymenoptera, Apidae. The record is from RefSeq and is a predicted model, not a curated record. The transcript has 7 exons. Bases 399 to 2258 code for a protein of 619 amino acids.
UUUCGUCACGGUCAUCAUCAUUGUCUGGGUAUAACGAAAGAAAGUAAGUCAUCGACAUGAUUGGCAAAUUUCCAAAGUGCACGUCAAAUUGAAGGAAGACAUGAUAAGACACAGGCAGAGAAGAACAGUUUUAAAUAGAAUGUAUCAUCGAUGCAUCAAUGAGAAGAAAUGGAAUGACAAUCUGACGUCCAAAUACAGAUCUCACUUUUUACAUACGAAAGGGCAAAAGGAUCGCUACCAAAUUUUGAGGAAAAGGUAUUCACGAGGUGGACAACAUUCUCUUGUAAAAGCUAAAAAGGUGGGAGUCGGUAUAAAGAGAGGAAAUACUCGAUGGCGAUGGCCAGUGAGUUCAGUGAGAGUGCCGUGAUCCUUUUACCGAUCUACCGUGAAAGUCAACGAUGAAGUUGUUGUCACUGCUCGCACUCGGCUGCUCGAUCGUCGCGGUUCUGUCGGAGAGCACAGACUCGAGCGAGCGAGCGUUACGAGCACGUGCACUGGCGCAACUCGAGCGCCUGGCUCCUUAUCGAAGAACGCCGACAGACCAAGGGACAACCGACGAACAGUGGCAGUUGCUCGAGAAUUCGGCCAAGGAUCACAGGAUUGAGAAACUCAGCGACCAACAAAUCUUCGAGAUCUAUCGGCUCCUGCCAGAGAACCUACAGAGGGACAUCGUAGAUCGAGUCGGCGGUAAUCGAGCGAUGAUCGAGCUGCUGGCAAACCAGAAAUACAUCGCGUCCAUGCAGGACAGGAUAAAACGAUCGGGAUCGAAGCGCCAGGUGUACAAUCACGAUGGGUACGAGUCGCCGCCAGACGACGGAUAUCCGCCGGCAGAGUAUCCGCCUGAAUCGUACGGGGAAUACGAAGGACACCCACAGCCGUCUGGAUCCGAUUCCGGAGCGAUUCUCAAAGGAUCCGGCAGUUUGAUCGGUGGCUUGGCCAAAGGGAUAAUCAACGGGCUGGUGAGCGCUUCCGGCAGCGCAUCGAAAGGAUCCUCGUCGGUCUCGGCGCAGAGUUCCCAGACGAGUGCCGAGUCGAGUGCCCAGUCGAGUGCCCAGACAAGUUCAUCAAGCUCGAACUCGGGCGAACACGAUAAACCAAAGCCGGAAUAUGGACAAGUUUACUCGUACAGCGAUAAGGCGUUCGACGUGUGGGACUUCAAAAAGGCGAUCAUUAGCACGUUAAUGCAAGCGGUAAAAGCCAUAACUGGCGGUGUGAUUGCUUUGAAAGGUCAGCUACUGAAAGGAGGCGCUUACCUUAUCGCGUCCAAGACCAAACUUAUUACUAAAACCGGGGAUGCUAUCACAGCAUUGGGUACUAAUAUCGUCAAGAACGCCGCGCAUCCUUACGCGCAGCCACCGCAUCCUGGAUACUUGUACGAUCAUCAUCCGCAAGUUGGUCACGAGGACGUCUACGAGGGACCACCGCCCAGCAUCGAGGAAUAUGGCGAGUCCCACGACGGCUAUCAAGGAAACACGAAUUACGAAUCAUCCUCGGACGUCGAUGACCAAGCGGGCCUUCUGAUCGUGAAACCAACGAAACCAGACAAUCACGAUCACCACACCGUGGACUUGGACAUCCGAAAACCCGCCGUGACGCACUCGGAGGGCAAUUACUACGGUCCACCGCCGGGACUACUCGGCAAGGAUGUCGAAAACACGGUGACAGGAAACACGCACAGCUAUCAAAAUUCAAAUCAAGACGAUUACAAUGUGAAACCAAAUCACCAAUUGCCAUCCAGCUACGACGUUUCGAUUCAACAACAUUCGUCGAACGAUCACGUCAAAGAACAACAUGACUAUCAAAUCUAUCCGCCUCUUGCUUCACCGUUCAACCAUCACAGUCCACUCUCUGUUCAACAGAGCGUCGAGUACCCGCCGAUACACAUUCAAUACUCUCUUCCAGAUAAAGGGAACUCGGAGUUCAACGGAGAUGCGAACAGCAACGACCUGUCCGUGUACUCGAGCGUAUCGAUCGACACUGAUCCUAAGAUUGAAUCAAUCAAAAUAUCCGCGGAGUUGCCCAAGUCGCAACCGCACAUUCAGAAUUUCCCGCUGCUGCCGUAUUCUUAUCCGUUGCAAGGACCGUUGAAAAUACCGCUGUUGAAUUCGUACUCGUCGCCGUAUUGGCAGAAUCAGGGUGCGUUCCAGUUGCCGUACGCCAAUUUCAAUUUUCACGGCUUGUACCGAAGGAGAAGCAGCUCGCAAAAAAGGAGAUCCGUGAGCGAGAUCGCGCAACGUAUGAGACUGCAACAAGGCUAAAUCUGGAGAUAAGUUCGACUCAGUAAUCUACUCGUACGUGAAUGGAUUCAGAACAUAUUCCACGCAUUUCAGAUCCAGAACUAUAGUGAGUCUAAGGGAAAUAAUGUUGGUGUGUGUAACAUUG